This is a messenger RNA of Kockovaella imperatae, 4272 nucleotides long. RefSeq names its product putative DNA-directed RNA polymerase iii largest subunit. Bases 1 to 4272 code for a protein of 1423 amino acids. The transcript has 12 exons. The record is from RefSeq and is a predicted model, not a curated record. Gene Ontology annotation, molecular function: DNA binding; DNA-directed RNA polymerase activity. NCBI's taxonomy places the organism in Eukaryota, Fungi, Basidiomycota, Tremellomycetes, Tremellales, Cuniculitremaceae. Gene Ontology annotation, biological process: DNA-templated transcription.
AUGGCCCCAGUUGACUAUAACGACAAACAUUAUGUCUCUCAAAGUGUACCAAAACGAAUCAAACACAUUCAAUUCCAACCAUUCACACCUAAAGACAUUGUCCGAAUAUCCGAAGUCGAAGUGACCUCGAAUGAACUAUACACGAAUCAUGAGGAUGGAACCAGAACGACGGCCAAGGAUGGUCCCCUUGACGCCCGAAUGGGACCCAACGACAAGACUACCCACUGCCAUACUUGUGGCGAAGAGGCGACGAAAUGUGUUGGCCACUAUGGGUAUAUCAAGCUUGCCUUGCCAGUAUUCCACAUCGGAUACUUUCGUCCUACCAUCAACAUGCUUUCAUGUAUCUGUAAAACAUGCUCCCGAAUCCUCCUGACACCUGCCGAACGCACAUUAUACCUACAGCGAUUCCGUCGGCCUCGCUUAGAAGCACUGCAACGUCAAGCAGCAUCGAAGCAAGUGAUAGCCAUCUGCAAGAAGAAGGUCAUUUGCCCUUACUGUGGCCAAGCAAACGGCAUCGUGAAAAAGUCGGGGGCCUUGCGGAUCAGUCACGAGCCAUUUCGUUCGAACAAGACAGCCGAUAUGAAGGCCGAGGCGAUGGCCAAAUACGCCACACUCCUGGCCGAGUCGAACAUCAGGAUGGAAGCGCUCCAGAAGAAGUCAGAUGACUUGAACCCAUUGAAAGUUUUGGAGCUGUUUAAGCGGGUCUCGGCUGAGGAUGCGGAACUGCUCGCCUUGCAUCCAGAGGUGGGCCGACCAGAAGACUACAUAUGGCAAUACAUCUCAGUCCCUCCUCCGUGUAUUCGUCCAUCAGUCGCUUCAGAGUCUGGCAACAAUGAGGACGAUUUGACAGCCAAGCUCGCCGAGAUUGUACAUCACAACAAGAUGCUCAAGGUGACGAUGGAGCGUGGUCAGGGUAUCGAGAUGACUCUCGCCAAUUGGGAAGUUCUUGGUCAAGCGGUUGCGUUGUAUAUCAAUUCGCAGGCGCCAGGUGUCUCCGCACUAGGUGGCAAACCCAUUCGUGGACUCGUCCAGCGUCUCAAGGGAAAGCAAGGUCGAUUUCGAGGCAACCUGUCGGGAAAACGUGUAGAUUUCUCCGCCCGUACCGUCAUUGGACCUGAUCCCAAUUUGCGUAUCGAUGAGGUCGCUGUUCCCGAACGUAUAGCGAUCAAGCUGUCCUACCCUGAGAGAGUUACGGAUCAUAACAUCGGCCUCAUGCGGCAAUUGGUUGUCCAUGGUGCUCGGAUGCACCCAGGAGCCAACAUCGUGCAGAACCAGGAGGGGGAUCGAUUGAGUCUGUUCGUGGUCAGGGAUCCAGAGAAGCGCAAAGCCAUUGCGCAGCGGCUCAAAAUCGGCGACGUGAUACAUCGACACGUCCGAGACGGAGAUAUCGUGCUCUUCAACCGUCAGCCGAGUUUACACAAGAUCUCGAUCAUGUGUCACCGGGUCAAGGUCAGACCGUGGCGGACAUUCCGACUGAACGAAUGUGUUUGCAAUCCGUACAACGCCGAUUUUGACGGAGAUGAGAUGAAUCUGCACGUGCCUCAGACGGAAGAGGCGAGAACAGAAGCACUCGAGCUCAUGUCUGUGAAGAAGAAUCUGGUCACCCCGCGAAAUGGUGAACCGAUUGUCGCAGCCAUUCAAGAUUUCAUCACAGCCGCUUUCUUGCUCUCCCGUCGCGAUCGAUUCUACGACCGACAGCAGUUCACGCAGAUAUGCUCGUAUCUAGGAGAGGAGCGGAUAGACCUUCCGCCGCCUACGAUUUGGAAGCCGGUUCGUAUGUGGACUGGCAAGCAAGUGUUCAAUCUUCUUAUGCGGCCGAACAAGUCGAGCAAUAUCCUGGUCAAUCUCGAAGCGAAAUGCCGUACGAUGCACAGUCCACCGGCGGGAUAUCUGCCUGACAUGUCUACAAACGAUGGUUACCUGGUCAUCCGCAACAGCGAGAUCAUGUGUGGUGUGUUUGACAAGAACACUGUAGGAGAUGGCAAGAAGAACUCGGUCUUCGGAGUCAUCCUCCGUGACUAUGGAGCAGAAGCCGCUUCUGCGGCUAUGAACAAGCUUGCCCGACUCAGUGCUCGUUGGCUUGCGAAUUUUGGAUUUUCACUGGGUAUCAACGAUGUCAUUCCUGGUCCCAUGCUUCAAAACAACAAAGACAGCCUUGUCGAGGCAGCGUACGCAGAUUGUGACGAGUUUAUCGAAAAGGCAAAACGAGGCAAGCUCGACAACGCCGCUGGAUGUGAUCAGGAGACGACCCUGGAGCAGAACAUCUCCGGAAAACUGUCUGGCGUUCGUGGGCAGGUCGGAGACUUGUGUAUGAAAGAUUUGAGUCGCCACAAUGCCCCGCUGAUCAUGGCGACGUGCGGAUCCAAGGGGUCGACCAUCAACGUGGCACAAAUGGUGGCUUGUGUCGGACAACAGAUUAUUUCUGGUAAUCGUAUCCCCAACGGCUUCCAGGAUCGUUCUUUACCCCAUUUCAGAAAGAAGUCAAAGAACCCUCCGUCGAAAGGUUUCGUCAGAAACAGUUUCUACUCUGGUCUCACUCCAACGGAAUUCCUCUUCCACGCUAUCUCUGGUCGUGAAGGAUUGGUCGAUACGGCAGUCAAGACUGCUGAAACGGGAUACAUGGCGCGUCGAUUGAUGAAGGCUCUCGAAGAUCUCUGUACGCAUUACGAUCUGAGUGUCAGAAACUCUGUCGGAGGUAUCGUUCAGUUCCAAUACGGAGACGACAUGUUGGAUCCGGCUUGCCUGGAAGGUGAUGCAACUCCUAUCGAAUACGUCCGAAGUUGGUCGCACGCACGUCGAACAGCACCUUCUUCCGGUCCCGCUUUGUUGCCUUGGGAGAUUCUGCGCAUCGCUGGCAGGGUCUAUCCACCGGAGGCUUCUGGUAGCGGCAGACCAGUCGUAGACCCUGCAUGGGCUGGGUGUCAUGAAAAGUACCGCGCGGAUACGUACAAAUUUAUCGCGGAUCAUAUCGCAGGACCGUUGGCGUCUCAGCGAAAGCGAUACGGAUUGAAUGAUGCUACGACUAAAGGCCAGGCGGAGAAGCACAAGGACAAGCUGGUCUCCGACGAUGCUGCCGUUACUCGCACUCUUGAGAACAGCAAGGUCACGCAAGGUCAGCUCGAGCUGUUCCUCGACAUCUGUCGGGUCAAGUACUUGAGGGCCAAAGUCGAACCUGGGUCCACGGUCGGCGCAGUCGGCGCGCAAUCCAUCGGUGAACCUGGAACUCAGAUGACACUGAAGACUUUUCAUUUUGCCGGUGUCGCCUCCAUGAACGUCACUCUCGGUGUACCUCGUAUCAAGGAGAUCAUCAAUGCUUCAAAAGUCAUCAGUACACCCAUCAUCACUGCUGAAUUGGUCAACCCGCAUAGCGAGUAUGCCGCGCGUAUCGUCAAGGGCCGGGUGGAGAAAACUGUCCUGGGGGAUAUCGCUUCUACGAUAGGAGAGUCGUAUACCGAUGUCAACGGUUUCCUCGACAUACGUAUAGACAUGGAGGCGGUACGCCGACUCCAGCUGGAGAUCACUCUGGACUCCAUAAAGGAAUGCCUAUGCAACACGAAGCUCAAGAUUUCGGAAAAGAGCUUCCUCCUGGACGAUUCUGCUGCUCGACUCAGGAUCUAUGUCGACGAAGCUGGCAAAGACAAAGAGGGCAUCUAUGAACGAAUCAAAGCACUGAAACGGGCCGUUGUCGAUGUGCAGAUCAAGGGACUGCCCCAGGUCGACCGAGGAGUCAUCACUCGAGAUGAGAAGGACAACUCCCGAUGCAAGUUGUUGGUCACGGGGUAUGGUCUCGCCGAAGUCAUGGGGACGGACGGAGUCGAUGCUCUUCGGACUCGAACCAACCACGUCAUGGAAACCGCGGAGGUCUUGGGUAUCGAAGCUGCCCGCCAAACCAUCUACGACGAGAUCCAGCACACCAUGCAAUCUCACGGAAUGUCUAUCGACCCACGUCACGUCAUGUUGCUGGGAGAUGUCAUGACGUACAAGGGCGAGGUUCUAGGUAUCACUCGAUUUGGUGUACAGAAGAUGAAGGAUUCAGUCCUCAUGCUGGCGAGUUUCGAAAAGACGACCGAUCACUUGUUUGACGCCUCGCUCUUUUCCAAACGUGAUGAGAUUCAAGGGGUUUCAGAAUGUAUCAUCAUGGGAACACCUGCUCCUGGCUGUGGAACCUCGCUGGCCUCAAUCAUCACCCCGGCACCGCUCAUCGCGCGGAGGAAGAAUCUCUUGUUCGAGUCGUCGUUCAAGGACGGCCAAGUAUUAUACGGUCAUCUAUAG